GGUUGACUUACCCAAUCUCGCAUGACACAUGACACAAUGAAACACUGCCUUGUGCCUUGAACAACCAGAUCAGGUGUAAUAGGUGGGAGCCAGGUAUCUUAACCGAAGUAGCCGGGUAUAGUCAACCAAAUGGGAGAAUGACGGAGACAGGGUGCUAUUCUGCCACCAAACUGGAGAACGAUGGAGGCAGGCUGCUAGAUUCUGCCACCACACCGCAAGUGUUGCACUUCCGUCCUGGGAGUGGAACCUGGGUUGCCUGGGUGAGAGCCAGUGUCGUCUCGUCCGGCUGUGCACAAUGGGUCAGGGCUCAGAAGCUUUUGAUGGCAUCACAAUUCGCGAGAAGUCCCAUAACGGUUAUCACAACCAUAUUGUUAUCCUAUAAAGUGUUAUAUCGACCAGUGCCGGAUGUCAAUGGAAUUCCUGGAGCGGAGACGUUGGCUGUUUGUCUCACCGGUUAUGAGAAGCCAGCAAGGAUAGAGAUUGAGGAGACGGUAAAGCUGAUCGGAGCAGGAUUUACAAAGCAUCUUUCGAAAGAUAACACACAUCUGAUCUGCUACAAGUUUGAAGGGAAGAAAUAUGAAAUGGCGAUAAGAUUGCGCCUACACGUUGUGAAUCACUUGUGGCUGGAAGACAGUGGUAUUGAAGCAGAGCAGCUUGGCACCGGAAAGCUGCCAGGGGCGGCAGCGAAGAACCCAGUUGGUCCCGCUGUUGGACCUGUGUCUUCAGCAACAGUGGGAAAGCAAUCAGACGGACGAGAUCCAUCAAGCAGGAUGCCUAUGGUCGACACCCCGACCUCGAAAAGGCCAGGUCAUCUUUCCCCUCUUAAGGAGAGAAACAGAAUAGACUUCCCAAGUUUGCAGCCUGACAAGCUGGGCCAGAAUGAACAUGUCACCGGGUCUAGGAGCACUGGCUACCGAAAUGAUAUCAAAGAUCGCAGGAUGCAGAGUCCUACACAGCAACUGAAUGGACCAGAUGAUGCAGCGCGAAGGUUUUUAGGUGAUGGAUUAGGAAGCCCAGAUUCAGCGCGGAAGACGGUAGGUGACGGAUUAGCAAGCCCAGAUGCAGCGCGGAAGAUAGAAGGCAGCGGUGCAAGGGACGCUGCAAAUCCAAGCUCUCUGAGCAAGCAGGGAGACAUAGAUCAGAGCGCUGGAACUGCUUCGAAAGUCUCGGCAACAGUUUGUCUGAGUUCCGCAAACCCAGCAGCGGAGUCAUUGUGGGCUGGGCCAGAUGUGGAUGAAACAUGGGCGAACGACAAUGUGAAAUCGCCAGGUGGUAAUGUUGUAAUUACAUAUGUGAAGAGAGGCUCUAGGAGAUCAACACAGAAGGGUGGCCCUCCAGUUGAUCCUGACAAACAACUGAGCAGACAGAAGACAGUAAAAGACAUUGCUGUGGAGACAGGAGAAGCAGAAGGUGGUAUCUCAGCAACUGUUGCAGGAACUGAGAGGACACCGAUCCUGGACCGGAGGAAGAAUGUGGAGAUUGAUCUUGAUGAUGAAGAUACGCAGCCAGAUGAUGAUGAUAGCGUCCAGCGAUUGUGGAUGGAGAGGCAUGGGGGUGCAGUUGGUAAAAACAAUGAAGCAGACAGUUCUGAAGUUAACAGUGGUGACGGCGGUGGCCCAGCGAGGAAGGAAGAAGGCCGCGAGGAAGGCGUUGACGUGACAGUUUCUGACGAGCAGAUGUUGAAAGCUGGCGUUGGUACGGCAGAUGUGGAAGAGAAUGUGGAGAAGCAAGCAGUCAGUGCAAGUGAAUGUGGAACCGAAGUCGUGGGUGGGGACAUUGCAAAGCAGGCGGUGACCAAGAGGUCUACCAGACAGGGAACACCCACUGGGGCAGUGAAGAAAGGAGAGACAGAAGGCGGACCUGUCGGGGUGAAGAAUUCAGAGACAGUGCCUUCUGUCACAGAAAGAAGGAAAGACGCCCCAACGGCUGAGAGGAAAAGCAUUGAACUGCGGAGAUCUGACAUUGACAGUCCAACCAUAAACACAUCAUUGCUAGAAGAUGAUCAAGCAGCUGGCCAGAAGAGUGGAAGAAGACGCAGCAGCGCAGGAAGGAUGUGUCAUGCUACUGUAGCAGGCAGGAAAAGUCCAUCUGCUUUGGAAGAUAAUGGGCCGCUUAGAUCAACAGGAGGUGCGAAACCUCAGGUGGAGGAGAACGAUGGAGAGACGCGAAGAGCUGUAGAUGAUUCGGGUGAUCUGUCUGACAAAUCUGGCACUGGUAAAGGCAAGGACAGUAUCGUGUCAGUGGAUGGGAAGCAAGGGAGCAGUGGGCAGAAAAGAAGGAUGGAUGAUGACAGGCAAGAAGUUGAUCUACAAAGUGAUGAUGCAGGCGAUGAGGUGAAGGCAGAUGUUGGCAGUCCGGCAACUGAGAACAGGAAACGCUUGAAGGGUGACAAGGCCAACGACGGAAGCAGGAGGAGGUCUGGUGGGAGGGGAUCAGGGGGAAGAGGUUCGGUGAAAGGUUCUGGGAGAGGGUCUGGGCGAGGAACUGGAGGUCGUGCGCAGUCAAAGGGAAGGGGUAGAGGUAGAGGUAGAGGUGGUAGAACUGUUGAUGCAAGUCCUACCGUCCAAGAACCAGAGACACCCAAUCUGUUGUCAAGAGGGAGAGAAGUUGCUGAAGCACUUCUGCAGGCAAGUUCAGUGCCUGGGAAUGGAGGGAAGGACGAUGCCAGCUUAGCGUAUGUCAGCAGUGGGGAAGAUGCCGGAAAAGACGCCAGUCCUGAAGCAAGCCCGGCAGAGAAGGGGGGAAGUAAGCGCACGGAGAGGGGUCAAAAACUUCUCCCUGUGAAGAGAAACCUUGAAACAAAGGAGCCAACACAAGGUAGCCGAAACCUGCGGGCAAAAGUUGGGACAAAAAUGGAUAUCGGGGAAGGAAAAGGGGAGUCCGACACGGAUGGAGUAUCUGAAGAUGACGACAAGGACUGGCUGUCGAGGGUGAUGACAGGCGUUAAGAAUGCAGCAGACGCAGCAACUAAGGCACAUCGUGCUGGAGGUGCCUUGAGGAAGAAAAAGGCUGCAGACAAAUUGGUAUCCGGCGCACCCACACAGGAUGGGGAAGAAGGUGUAGGAGGAAGCGGAAAGGCGAUAGAGGAGGACCCAUCUCGAGAAGUGAUAGGUGUUGAAGAUGGUGAUCAUGAUGAUGGUAGCUAUGUGCCUGACAAUCAGUCGAAGAAGAGGGAUGGCAGGGGCAAAGCAGAGAAUCGGCCAGGUGGAGGGCAAGGAAGAGGGAGAGGAAGAGGUAAAGGUAAAGGCAGAGAGGAAAGAGGAAGGCUAGAAAAGCUCGGGGAUAAUGAUCUAUCCAGUUUAAAGAAGCCAUUAUCAAAAACAGGAAGGCAGGGGAAAAAGGAUGAUGGAUCUGGAAUCGUGAUUAGCGAAGACAGACAAAAUGAUGCGGUCGAUGGCAGAGGUGUCGAUGCUGACAAUAGUGCAAGGAUCCCAGCCAAUGCAGUGUCAGGUCUGAGUGACGCAGAUGAAAAGAACCCAGGCGUUAGCGCUGUUGCUUGCGCCGGAGAUAUCGAAUCUGAGGUAGAUGAGGCAAAUGAAGAGAAUGGUAUUCAUGAUAGGAUAAAGAGGAAGGUACGUGAAGAGAUUGAAGCAAGAGUGAACAUCAGGCGAAAUAUGAAAGAUGGCCUGAAAGCGGAGGAGCCUGUGUCCAAAGAAAAGGCACCUAAAGCUAAAGGGAAAGGAGUGCAGAAGAAAGUUCGAGGCAGGGGAGGGGGAAGGGGAAAGAUGAAAGGUGAACUGGGAUCGUCAGCAGAGCAGGCUGAAAGUCUGGAGGGGGAUGGAUCUAGAUCUACCAAUGCGAAGAGACUUCAAGACACCCGAGGAGGCUCCGGGGAAGGAGAGGCCCAUGAUGAAUCAGUUGGACCUGUUGUAGCAAAAGUGGGAGAGAACGGGGGGGGGGUUAAGCGGAGUAUGAAGGCUUGUGUUUCAAAGGCGAAUAAUGUGACAGCAGUGAAGUGCUUUGCUCUCACAGGGGAUUACGGAGAGAAAGAGCAGGCCAAGGCGAUCAUCAAGCGUUUAAAAGGGAAACUCUGUGGAGAGAAGCAUACGUGGAAAGACAGUGCCACCCACUUGAUCUUGCAGGCUCCUAAGCGGACAGAGAAAGUGUUUGCAGCAGUUGCAGGCGGAAGGUGGUUGCUGCAGCCAUCCUACCUGUUAUCGUCUCUUGAAGCAGGGUCUUUUGUUGACGAGUCGAAACAUGAAUGGUCCGAAGAGUCCACUGAUGCUGACGACGUAAUAGAUCUAAGGGCCCCAAGGAAGUGGAGAGAGCAGCGGGAAACCACUGGGUGUGGUGCUUUCCAUGGGCUGAAAGUCGUCUUCUAUGGAGCAGAGGGGUUUACAAAACCUCCUAUGGACACGUUGAAGCGGGCAAUACAUGCUGGCGGAGGGCAUGUUUCUGCAGUGAAGCCACCAUACACCAGGUUCCUUUCAAAAGGAAUUGAUUUCGCAAUCGUUAAGGAGGGAGUGGACCGCGAUGAUGAUUACGUGGAGCAGUUUUUGGAAAAGGGCGUUGCGUGCGUGACUCCUGAGUUCUUUCUGGACUUCGUCUUGAAACCAUCGGCGCCUCGGGAACAGCACAUUCUGUACUCCACAGAGGAUUGUGUGAAAGCAGUGCUCAAAAGACAGAGGGCAAGGAUCGAUGCCGCGACUUACGUCUCUCAAUUGCCACCCUCUCAACACGAAUGCGAGGACAGUGAUCAAAGUGCCAAUCUUGAUGUGCUCGCUUGCGAGGUUUGUGGGAAGGCAGACAAGGAGGACAAAAUGGUUCUCUGUGGAGAUGAUCUGGGAAAGAGGGGCUGUGGAAUCGGUACGCAUAUCUUCUGCAUGACGCCACCUCUGAAGAGGGUUCCCGACGAGGAUUGGUUCUGUAAUAAAUGCAAGUCCCCGUAUGACUGGACGUCUCUGUAGGAUCGAUACAGGCAGGCGUGGCAGGCAUGUUGUGCAAUUGGUGUGUGAGCCUCGAGAUUAAGUUUUUCAAAUCCUGUGUGUUUCUUGUGUACUCUGGGAGUAUGGUAAACCAAUGACAACC
Messenger RNA from Chara braunii, 5028 nucleotides. Lineage: Eukaryota; Viridiplantae; Streptophyta; Charophyceae; Charales; Characeae. The record is from the annotation of a GenBank genome assembly.